This is a messenger RNA of Amphiprion ocellaris (clown anemonefish), 1081 nucleotides long. RefSeq names its product claudin 15-like a (gene cldn15la). Gene Ontology annotation, molecular function: structural molecule activity. The coding region runs from base 192 to 851 and encodes 219 amino acids. Gene Ontology annotation, biological process: bicellular tight junction assembly; cell adhesion. Gene Ontology annotation, cellular component: plasma membrane; bicellular tight junction. The record is from RefSeq and is a predicted model, not a curated record. NCBI's taxonomy places the organism in Eukaryota, Metazoa, Chordata, Actinopteri, Pomacentridae. The transcript has 5 exons.
UCACAUUAAGGAGAAACAGCUGAAGGAGACACAACAGAGCCUCCAGCAACCCGACCGAGGCUUCACCUUCCAGGACGAGGCCUUGAGACAUCGCCACUUUCCGAAGGCUUCUUUGGUUUUUAGUCCGUUCGCAACAGUCGAAGUCUCUGCGUUUUUUGUUUUAAGGCGUUUUUUCUGGAAACGCUGCAACCAUGUCGACGGCUGUGGAAGCGAUCGGGUUCAUCAUGUGCAUCAUCAGCUGGCUAGUGACUGCAGCAUCGCUGGUCAACGACUACUGGAAGAUCUCCACCGUGUCCGGCAGCGUCAUCAUCUCCCAGAGGCAGUUUGAGAACUUGUGGCACUCCUGCGCCGAGAACAGCGCCGGCAUCGCCGAGUGUCGGGACUUUGAGUCGAUGCUCGCCCUCCCUGCUCACAUUCAGGCCUGUCGUGCCCUCAUGAUCAUCUCGCUGCUGCUGGGACUCGGCUGCAUCAUCGUGUCGUUGCUCGGACUCAAGUGCAUCAAGAUCGGCUCGUCCACCGACCAGACCAAGGCCAAGAUCGCCGCCACCGGAGGCAUCCUGAGCUUCCUGGCCGGUCUGUGCUGCAUGAUAGCUUGUUCCUGGUACGCUUACCAAGUGGUUCAGGACUUCAAUGACCCGUUCUACGGAGGCGUGAGGUUUGAGCUGGGUACUGGUCUGUACUUGGGAUGGGCUGGAUCCUCCCUGGCCAUACUGGGAGGAGCUUUACUCUGCACUGCCUGUAAGAGAGCGUCACCUGGUGGCCAGAAAGGCGGUUACUAUGGAAACCAACCACAGAAAGUGUACAAGGCCACGCCCAAAUCAGAUCAGGACUCGAGCAGAGCUUACGUCUAAAGUCACACAUCUGCACCGUCGCUGUCAGGAAGUUUCACCACACAACGUAAAGAUAGAAACCCUCCUCCAUGUCUUCAGUCGCUUUUCUCUCCUUUUUCUUAUUUGUUUUAAAGAGGUGAAAUCUGGAAUCUUAGCGGUCUGCCAGGAAUCUGUAGAUUGCUGUUUAACGAUUGUUUUAAUUCUGUUAUAGUUUGUUUUUACCUGAAUAAAGUUUGUAUUACAUAAUAAAA